Molecule: messenger RNA, 1666 nt
Organism: Ooceraea biroi (clonal raider ant)
Lineage: Eukaryota; Metazoa; Arthropoda; Insecta; Hymenoptera; Formicidae
Product: Juvenile hormone epoxide hydrolase 2
Biological process (GO): epoxide metabolic process
Molecular function (GO): epoxide hydrolase activity
Source: RefSeq, a predicted model, not a curated record
CAGAAAAACGUUAUAAAUUCAAACAAGUGGAUGCAUAAUGUGGAAGAGUACGAUUGUGAUCUUGGUUCUUGCCACUGGUAUAGCUCUCUGGUUUCGCACUAGUAGCGUCAUAGAUGUGCCGAAAUUACCAGAAACAUUCUGGGGACCGGAGGAAAAUAAGGGGGCACCACAAAAUGUUCGAACUUUCACCCUCAGUAUACCGGACUUGGUAAUCGACGACUUGAAUGCCCGGCUUGCAAAUAGAAGAAAAGUGGUGCCAUCGUUAGAGAAUGCUGGGUGGACUUACGGCAUCAAUACAACAUUUCUCGAAGAUGUUAUUAAAUAUUGGCGCACGACAUAUAACUGGAACAAACGGGAGAGGUUACUCAACAAAUAUCAUCAGUACAUGACCAAUAUACAAGGUCUGGAUAUACAUUUUUAUCAUGUGAAACCAGAGGUACCAUCAGAUCGACCAAACUUGAAGGUUCUUCCAUUGUUGAUUUUACACGGCUGGCCAGGAUCCGUAGUGGAAUUCCAAAAAAUUAUUGCCCUACUAACGAAACCACAUCCCGACAGAGACUUCGUGUUUGAGGUGAUCGCACCUUCACUUCCGGGAUACGGAUUCUCGCAAGCGGCUGUACGACCAGGAUUAGGUGCAGCACAGAUGUCCGUUAUAUUUAAAAAUCUCAUGUUGCGUCUUGGUUUCAAUAAGUUUUAUGUGCAAGGAGGAGACUGGGGCGCUAUAAUCUCUUCAAAUCUUGCUAGUCUCUUUCCAGACAACAUUAUUGGCGUUCACACAAACAUGUGUGUAGUUCCAUUUAUGCCCGGUUUCCUUUGGAUUGCAAUAGGUAGUGUUUUUCCAUCGCUCGUAGUCGAUAAGGAACAUUAUUCUAAAAUGUAUCCUUUGAGUUAUCAUAUGACUCGAAUAAUCGAGGAAUCGGGAUACAUGCACUUACAGGCUUCCAAACCAGAUACUGCAGGUGCGGCCGUGGGUGCUUCACCGGAAGGACUGGCAGCAUACAUUUUGGAAAAGUUUAGUACAUGGACGAAUGAUGAGUAUAAAUAUCGACCUGAUGGAGGUUUGCUCGAGAAAUUCACUCUAGAUGAGCUCUUAGAUAAUAUCAUGCUCUAUUGGGUUACCAAUUCUAUAACGACGAGUUUCCGACUUUACGCCGAGAAUUUUAACAAAACUAAUAUGGCUACCAGAAUCGAUGAAUUGCCGGUUAAUGUGCCGUCAGCGUGUGCAGUAUUUCCUCAUGAGCUUGUUUACACUCCAGAAAGCAUUAUUCGCACCAGGUACACUAAUCUGAUACAAUAUAAUCAUUUACCACAUGGAGGCCAUUUUGCUGCCUUCGAGGAACCUCUUCUGUUAGCAAAUGACAUCUUCGAGUUUGUAUCCAAGACUGAGGAUAUCAAGAAGAAAGCUGACACAAAGGAUACUCCAAGUAUGGAGAAAAAGAUAAAAGAGUCUACAAGAACUUAAAAAUUUGUAGGGUUAGGGGUUCGUGAGAGAUGAAUUGUUAUAAAAUGUUUAUAUAUUUUAUAUUAUCUACUGAAAAUAUGAGAAGGUUUGAUGCCAAUUAUUUUGGUAUUGGUUACACUGGAUUAUUUUAUUGUGAGAAAUGGUUCUUUUUUCUAAUUUUGUACAUGAGAACAGUCUUAAAAUAAAGUGAUUAUUUUUCCAAUA